AUGGUAAAAAGCAGUGAAUACUCUAUUGCUCAACGCUCUCAGGUUAUAACCUUGGUGUUUCUUGCCAAUAUGAAGCCUCCAGAUGUCGCCAAUUUGCUACAGAUGCCUAAGAAAAGUGUUUACAACAUUAUAAACCGUGCUAAAUCAGCAGGAUAUGACCCCGCGGUCAAGCCUCUAGUUGAUGAUUGCCAUAUUGUUGAUAAACCACGCUCGGGACGUCCAAAGGUAGUAACCCCGGAGAUUGAAACUUCAAUAUUGGCAAGUCUAACUAAGGAUCGAUCUGGUCGUGAGAAAUCUGCUGAGGUUCUUGCUUUUGAAGCUGGUAUUUCUGAAUCUUCUUGCCUGCGUCUUUUGAAAUUUCUUUCUUUUAAUAAAUGCAAGCCUACUUGGAAACCUGGUCUGACAGAAGAUAUGAAAAAGAGAAGACUCGCCUUCGCCCUGAGCCAUCGGCAUUGGACUCUAGAGGACUGGAAGAAUAUUAUACGGACGGACGAGACAUCAAUAAUCCUGGGACACCGGAGAGGCUCUAGCCGAUUAUUCGUAGGGCGUUUCAAGAAUGCCUCUGAAUUCAUGUUUUGGGGAGCCUUCUCAUAUGAUUACAAGGGUCCAUGUCAUAUAUACGAUCCGGAGAACGCUGCAGCAAAGAAAAAGGCUCUACAAGAGUUAGAAAUCGUGAACCGAGGACGAGAAGAACGUGCACGAGAAGAAUGGGAAUUAAAUAAUGCUUUUUCACGGCUUCGCUUAGAGCCUAGAAAAGGCCGCCGACCAACGUUUAAAUUCACUGCGAAAAAUGGCAAAUUGGAGCGGAAGGGAAAGGGUGGUGUAGAUUGGUAUCGCUAUCAAAAGGAAGUCCUUUUACCUAAAUUACUUCCAUUCGCAGCAAGAUGUAAGGAAUCAAGACCUCAUACACUAGUCAUGGAGGAUGGGGCCCCUGCGCAUGCUCAUUUCCACCAAAAAGAUGUGUACGAUUUGCACGAGAUCCAGCGCCUCCUUUGGCCUGGUAAUUCAUCUGAUUUGAAUGCUAUUGAACCAGCCUGGUUUUGGUUAAAGAGACGUACAACUCUCCAAGGAGCACCUGCAGAUCGAGAAACAGCUAAAAAGGCAUGGUUAAAGGCUUGGGAGGAGCUGCCACAAGAUCGGAUCCGUACUUGGAUUGAGAGAAUCCCCUUUCACAUUGAAGAAAUUAUACGUCUUGACGGUGGGAAUGAGUAUGAGGAAGGUAGGCCUCGAGGGGAUUCAAAGAAGCGCUGCCGUCAGAAAGGGGUACUGUCAUUUAGGGCCUAUCUAGCAAGUGAGCCUGCGGCAAAUACAGAGUGGGAAGACUACGAAUAG
Molecule: messenger RNA, 1332 nt
Organism: Talaromyces stipitatus ATCC 10500
Lineage: Eukaryota; Fungi; Ascomycota; Eurotiomycetes; Eurotiales; Trichocomaceae
Exons: 3
Coding region: 1-1332 (443 amino acids)
Biological process (GO): DNA integration; DNA transposition
Molecular function (GO): DNA binding
Source: RefSeq, a predicted model, not a curated record